AUGCUUUCCUUUCAUUUCUGGGAGUCCCGGGGUCGGCCUACAGAUGCUGCUCCUUCCGUGGCCGAUGGCAUUCAGACUCCUAGCUGCCGAUGGUGCCAGGCAAACAACUGGACAGAACAGCUCAGCUACGGGAAGCUGGCCACGGUCUCGGCCGGAGCCGCAGCCCCCUGGCCACAGACCACCUCUGCCGCCCCAUCCAGGAGCCUUCCUUCCUCCCUCAGCCUCGCCCGGGCCCCGCCACAGGGGCUGAAGAACCGGAAGCUGGUGGCAGCCGCGGCAGUGGUGCCUAUAGCCUUGGGGCCAAUCCAGGCACGUGGGACCCUGCUUCGGGCUACUCUGCAGCCCCUCCAGGGCCAGGGAGGGGCCCGGGACCGCCCCGGUGCUCCCCAUUGUCUUCUCCUGUCACUGAAACCUAGGCGAGGGCUCAGAAUGGAAGGCGCCCCUCCUGAGCUGAAUCUGCAGGCCAGACCGAAGGAGGUCAGGGAGGGGGUGAGCGGAGCUCAAGAUCGCCAGGAGCUCAAGCAGCAGCUGCGGCCACUUCUCAAGCCAUCGGCCUCCUCGCAGCGAGAAGAGAAAUAUGUGGAGAUGCGCACUUCAGCUGGAGUGCAGAGGGACAGUCCCCGGACCAUGAGACUUACUCUGGAGCAGCGCCCGGGGGAUCAGAGGGGCUCUAGCAGCCCCAAGGAGAAAGCCCAAGACGAAGCCGGCAGCCAAGAGUGUGAGGCUCCAGCCCCCCAGAAGAAUCCUGCCUCCCUGGAAGCCUCCGGACCCCAGUUCUCCGGCACUGAUGAGGGCAGCAGCCUCUCGUCUCCCUCCUCCGCCCUGGUGGACAAAGCAGAGGAAGGUGGCCUUUACAAGACGGGUGAUACCACCACAUCCACGGGGGCUCUGGCCACCUCGUCCUCACUGUUAGACUUUGAGAGUGACAGUGGUGAGAACGCAGUGAGCUGCCAGCCCAAGGGAGGAGAAGAAGGGGAAAAACCAGGAGGAGGAGAGAGAACCGAGUGCAGAGACAUGAUUGCCAAGUCUCAGGGCAGCAGGGACCCCCCCCAGAAUCAGGAGGCUCACUACAUCACCACCCACGAGAUCCAGCUGAGCGAGGUAGAGCAGGACACGGAUUUCGACGUGGGCCUGGCCUCCCGCUGGGAUUUCGAGGACAACAACGUGAUCUACUCAUUCGUGGACUAUGCUUCCUUUGGUGGCAGCGACGAGACCCCAGAGGACGUCACCACGCCGAGCGAAGAGGACGAUGACAACAGCUGCUACCUCAGCACCGCUCCCAGCACCGACGCCACCCGGACACCCAGCCCCACGGACAGUGACCCCGCCCGCCCCAGCGCGGGCAGCAGCGGUGGCGACACCAGCAGCACGGAAGUGGGCAGCGGCCCCUCGGACAGCAACCCCACUCCCCCAGCCACGGGGCCUGGCACUGCCACCCCGUGUGAGCCCUUGCUGCAGCCGCUGGAGGCAGCCUCAGCCGCCGCAAGCAGCUGCGGGAGUGCAGCAGGCCAGAUCCUCCUAUCAAUCAAACCGACUUCCCGGGCUAUAAAUGAGCCUAGCAACGUGUGUGCAAAGCAAAACAUUAUUUACGCUGCCAAGCAUGAAGGCGACAUGAGCCUCCGCGUCUCUACAGCUGCUGAACACAAUUCAAGUUCACUGAAGCAAGACCCGGCUGCAGCCGUGGCUCAGGACCAUGCGAAGAAAUUCAUCGCCGUCCCUGCUCGCCUGCAAACGCGGUGCGGGGCCGUCCGGGCGAAGGAGCUGGUGGACUCCUCCAGCGGGGCGUCCAGUGCCGUGAGCGAGCUGGACGACGCCGACAAAGAGGUGCGUAACCUGACCUCCCGGGCCUUCCGGAGCCUCGCUUACCCCUACUUUGAGGCUCUGAACAUCAGUUCCCGGGAGUCCUCCUCGCUCUCCGAAGUCGGUUUUGGGCGCUGGUCGGCCUUCCUGGACUUGAAAUGCGCAGGCGUUGGAGCCAGGGUGGAACAGAGUCUCCUCAGGAGCAGCGCCGCCUCUAUGGCUGCGGGUCUGAGGAAGGGCAGUGGGGCCAGGACGACCGCAGACCAGCUCUACAUCCAGUCCAAGAAGUCCCAGACCAAGGCCUUGGAGUUCGUGGUCAGUAAAGUCGAGGGGGAGAUCAAACACGUGGAGACACCUCUGUGUUUCCAGAAGCAGGUCCAGUCGGGCUCCCACGUGGUCACCCUUCUCGAGCCUCUGAAUUUACGCAGUGAGAGCAAAGCCAGCUCCGCCGCGGGGCCCUGCAGGGCCACCAAAGGCCCCAGCAAGGGCCCCGGGUCAGUGUACACGGAUGAUGGCUCGGAGACCUCUGAGGGCAGCAGGCUUGCCUCCCGAGCUGACGGCCCCCAGAAGAAGUCCAAGUUUGCUUCCAGUCUGCUCAAAAACGUCAUCUCCAAGAAGAUGCAGCGGGAACAUGAGUUCAAAAUGGAGAGGGGAGAAGUCAGUGACACAUCCCACCAUAACCUCUCCAGCAGCUCGAAGGAGACGGAGGGCCCUCCCCCCGGGGGUGAGAAGCAGCGGGAGAAGGGCCUGCAGAGGCAGAGUUCUCGCCACUCGGAGGCCGGCUCUGAGUACACGGUGGUCAGCGUGUCUGAUGCAGGUGGGGAGGGGUCCGUAGCUGGGUCUAAAUCCCCAGUUUUCAAAGCCAGUGCCCCUCGGGAGAGCCAUGCAGGCUCCGGCCGUAAUUUCGCCGAUGGACCCCCGGUAGAAGUGUGUGAAAUCAAAAAGAGUGCGUCAGAGACUGUCAAGAGCAUCUUCCUUCGCAGUCAGAACAGUGCAUUCCGGUCAUGGAAGGAGAAGGAGGCGGACAAGCGGGAAGAAAAGGCCCCCAUCGGGAAGCUGAAACUCCCCAAAGGGGGCGACUGGAGGGCUGAUCUCGGGGAGAUCUCUGCCAGUAAGUCCACCAUCAUGUCUCGCCUCUUUGUCCCCAACAUCCAGCAGACACCCAAGGACAAGCAGCCGGGGAAGCAGGCCACCAAGCACCCCGCUGCCCAGGCCACCUCCACAGCAGUGGUCAGGCCCAAGGCUCCCGAGAUCAAGAUCCGGCUGGGAAGCGUGCAGCAGCCGGGCUCGGACUUCAACAUCGCCAAGUUGCUCACACCCAAACUGGCCAGCGGCGGCGCCUCGAACCUCUUCAAGACCACUGAGGACAACAGCAGGGCACAGCAGAAACUCUUCCGGGGGGACAACCUGGAAAAAGUGCCCCAGUUCCAGGUGAGAGAUGUCAGGGACAAGUCCAAGGCCCAAGGCCCCCUCCACCAGGUAAGAGAUGUCCGGAAACUCAUCAAAGCGUCAGGGGACAGCAGUGACAAGGGCAGCGUUACCCCAGAGCAGGGGCUGACCGGGCCCAAACCCAGGCCGCUGGUUCCUGCAGCUGGUGGCUCGGAAUCCCUGUCCCCCAUGGUGAUUACGUGCCAGGCUGUGGUGAACCAGAGGGAAGACGGCACAGACCGAGAGCCCAGGGAGAACGUGGGCAUGGAGGGCAGCAGCAGGGCCUUGAAUUCCUCCUCGCCGGAAGGGACAGUCUUGGUUCACAGGGCAUCUGGCAGGCUGCCCGUGGCCACCAUCGCCCCCAAUAAGCCUGAGCAGGGCUCGUACCUGCCCGUGCUCAAGAUCGUCUCCAAGGCUCAGAAGACCCCAGAGAAGGCCAAGGAGGAGGAGGUCAAGGAGGAAGGAAGAGGCCCCAAGACAUCUCGCAAUGCUCUGGAGAAGCUGACGGCGGCUGUGAGGUCCAUGGAAGAGCUGUACAGCUUCAACAGGAACGAGUGGAAGCGGAAAAGCGACCCCUUGCCCCUGAUGACUGACAGCCACGUCCUGUCGCUCAUCGCCAGUGAGGAGAGAGAAGGGGCCGGGGGUGCUGAGCGGGACCCCGACAAGUUGGCCAAACGGGUGGGUGGGGCGGAAGAGCGGGGCGCCGGGCACAAAGGCGCAGGUGUGGUCCUGCGAGGGGGCCCCAUAGAGCGUCUGCAGCGGAGGAACUCCAACCCGAGCGCCGAGAGUGUGUCCGCCCGCGCGGCCGCCUUUGAGAACCUGGCCAGGGAGAGGCCCCGGUCCCUCUAUAUCCCCCCGGUGCACAAGGAUGUGGACAGAACCCAGCCCCUGCCCCCGCUCCCCAGCCACCGGAACGUGCUCACAGUGAGCGCCAGCAGCACCCAGAAAACUGGGGGUGUCGCUGGCAAGUUCCCACAAGGCCCCGCUGCAGAGAGCCCUUCGGCGGCAAAGGGCAUCAAAUCGCAGGGACUCCGGUCUCUCAAGAUCUCUCCGGCCACUCGGGCAUCUCUCGAAGAGGUGACCAACAGGAAGAAUGGCAGCCAUCUGGAAAAGAGCCAUAGCGACUGUGAGAAUUACCUGACCAUCCCCGUUAAAGGGAGCUCUGCAGCUGGGGAGCUUCCAGGCAGGCCUGGGGCGGGGAGGGAGGCCCCUCCCUCCUCAGCCACCACUCUCUGCAGCUUGCCCCCGCUGAGUGCACGAAGUCAGGUCCCCAGUAGCCCCAAAGGCUCUCAGGUCAGCGGAACCAGCCGGCCAGCUUGGCGCACCAAGCCUGACGACCCCCGGGGCACGGUAGCUGCCCCCGCAGAGCCACAGAGCCCCGAGCAUCCCCCCACCACGAUCUACCACCAGCAGCUGCUGCCCUUCACCCUCCAGGGGGCCCAGCCCCAGGUCCUCUGCUUCUCCCCACCAAGCAUGCCUGCCCCGGCACCUGUGGGCCCAGCUCCGGUCCCCACAGACCCCUUCCAGCAGCCGCAGCCUCCGCAGACCCAGCGCAAGAUGCUCCUGGAUGUGACAACCGGCCAGUACUAUCUGGUGGACACACCAGUACAGCCCAUGACCCGGAGACUGUUUGACCCCGAGACGGGGCAGUAUGUGGACGUGCCCAUGACCUCCCAGCAGCAGGCUGUGGCUCCCAUGUCCCUCCCCGGGCCUCCCUUGGCCCUGAGUCCGGGGGCCUACGGCCCCGCCUACAUGAUCUACCCCGGGUUUCUGCCCACGGUGCUGCCCGCCAAUGCCCUGCAGCCCACGCCAAUUGCUCACACUCCAAGGGGCGCCGAGCUCUCCCCCGUGGCAGCAGAGCCCCCCAGCAAAGAGGCAGCUGCAUCUUUCACCGAGGCCCCUUACUUCAUGUCCUCCGGUCAGUCUCCCACCUCCUCCUCUGCCCCAGCGGCCACAUCCCAGCUGGUGGGGGCCAAGGGCUUUGCCCAGCUGCAUGGCAAGCCUGUCAUCAGCAUCACUUCGCAGCCCCUGGGGCCGCGGAUCAUCGCCCCCCCCUCCUUUGACGGCACCACCAUGAGCUUCGUGGUGGAACACAGAUGAUGGGCGGCCACCAGAAAGCAGAAGGGCGCAGCUGCUGGAGUAAGACAGAAAGAUGGACGAAUCUUCUUGAAUCAGAAGGCUGCAUUGUAACAGCACUAAGAAGUUAUCUGGAAACCUUCCUCUACAUAUGUUAUUCUUAGUUUUUGCUUCUAUAAACCAAGUGUGUAAGUUCCUAUAUUUUUCUGAGUAACCCUGUUAAGACAGCUUGUGUUCUUUUAGUUUUACAAAGCUGAUUGAAUGGUUGCAUUUUUCCUGUAUAAAACUAUCUCUUUUUAUACUUUAAUACAGAAUAUAAGCUUUCCCUUCAUCUUUCCCUCCUGCAUUUGUGACUAGGCAAACAAUCUCUUACAUGUUCUCAUAGUUCAGUCAAAACAUACAACAGAGUAGGAUUGGUUCUGUUGUAAACCGAAUGAGCAAAUCAGUAAUUUGCAUCACAAAUCUCCCUGCAGAAUCUUGGAAUAUAUCAGGGCUGGCUGGCAGAGUUGUAGCACUUGUUUGGAUUUAAAUAUGAUGGGUCUGCAUUUUGGAUCAUGCCUAGUCAUUCUCUUGGUUAUGUUUUACAUGUUCUUUUAUUGGGUUUAGCAUGAUUUCAAAUGUGAUUGUGAAAAGGUGGUUUUAACUUUUGUGCCUUGUUUUAACUUUCCCAUUGGUACAAUGCUAUGACACUAUUUGUUGCCGUAAAAUAGAAUGGCUUGAAAGACUAGAGAGCCAGUGGUUGCAUUUAAAGUUAAGUUCUUAGUUUCAGAAAGUUAUAAAAUAUCUACUUCCCUCAGAAUCCAACCUCUGCUAUGAGUGUAUAGGAUUAUUUUUCUUCUUCAAUGAUCCCUCCUUAGUUGCACACUCCUGUCUCUCACAGAUUAUUUGGAGUCUGAAGAGUGACCUGUUUGGGGCAGUGGAGUAGAAAGUAAACUCUGAUUUGGUGGCUCUGAUAAUCUCCAGCCCUAGCCACACCCAUAGCAGUGACCUAGGUUUAUAUCAUUUGCUUUUUAUGGUUUUUAGAGAUGUCGAGAAUCUAAAUCACAGAAUCUUUCAUUGACAUUCAGUACUGCCUCAGUUGUAGCCCAGCUCUGAAGGUUAUUUUAAUGAGUGUUCAUGGUGAGUUUUGAAGAGUUGAUUGAACAGAUAAAUAUUUAGCUCAUCAUAAUAAUGAGUCAAUAUAUAUUCAACAAAUGUUACGUUGGAAUAUUUCUUUACUUUUUAAAACAAUAACUUGAAGGUUCUCCCAGACUUUUUUUUUUUUUAAGGAAUCUCCUCUUAUUUACUUAUUUGUUCAAAGAUAAAGCAUUCUGGUAAUUUUUUUGAUUUUAAUGAUCAUCAAUAUUGGUUUCUGCUUAAAACAGCUUCUUGAAACCACAGAAUUUUAUACUACUCAUAACUGAAGGUGUGAGUAGAAGAACUAAGAGACUGAUUUUUGUAUGAUUUGUGUAAUCUCAUUACUUUGUAUUUAUGCUUUCCAUCUCAGUUGGACUCUUUUAGAAAAAAAAAAAACAACUCAAUUUCACAUUCAGGAACUUCCUUAAAGGGAUCUUACUCUGAAAAGAAGUUCUGUUGGGUAAAAGGAAGGGUUUGAGGCAGGAAUAGUCAGCUCUGGUCACAAUUCAAUCAGUCAUUGGGCUGAUGAGCUAUGACAUGAAGCGAUAGCCUCUCUGAGACAUGGAACAUGAAAUAUGAAACAGUCUCUGUGUUUGGAAAAGAUGCCCUUGUGCCAUAUUGGGGAAAGCGUUAUUCCUUUGUCAUAGAGGUCUUCUUACCCAAGUACAUCAACAGAUUCACCCCAGAGCUUGCUUGAUUUUUUGCCACUGGGAAACUUCUCUUACAGCAUCAGCCCUUCCUCAUUUUCAGUAGAGAUGUGCUGGGUAAGAGGUCACUUAAUAUUGAAACAAGAAAGUAGACUCAAUCAGAGAUCUUAAGCUUAGAAUACUUAAAGCAGCGCCGUGAAAUCUCACGUAUUUGAACACAUCUUGUGAAACUCAGAUAGGAUUUGGCAGGUAGAAGCAGAAUUGAUAAAACUGUUUUAGAAUGACAUGUAUAUAUAAUAUCAUGUAUAUAUAAUAUCAUGUAAUAUCACGUAUAUAUAAUAUAUACAUGAUAAGUAUAUAUUAUAUGUGCAUGACUUUUAGGAAAACCCAGUGCUCGUGUCAAGUAGUCAACGGCUUGCCAGGUCUUCAAAAUGAGAGACCUCUCCUUUCCUAGAACAUGUGGUAGAGUUCUUACCUACCAAGGGUCUGGGAAGCCCAUAAGCUAUUUAUCGCUAUUUAUCAUGAUUUAUCACCAGCAGAUCUGAGCCUUAAAUUCUCACAUUGAGGUAAACUAGGACAGAAACUUGGAAAGAAAGGAGAACUUGUCAUUUGUCGGUUCUAUCAGAGAGGCCGUGUCCUCUGAGAAGCUGCUGUGGAUGUAGUAAAUGUCCAAGUGGUUAAAAUGUGACUUUAAAAUAGUAUUCUAUGAACGCCAUAUCAUCUACUGUUAAUUUUAUGGCUUUCCAUUUCAUCAAGCCAUAAAAAAGCAAAUCAAACCUGCCGGGCCAUUUACCACCUCGAGUGACAGGGAGGAACAUUUUUAAAAACAUGAGGUAAAUCUAAAUCCUCAUUUUCAUUGUUUUAUUAUUUCUUGAGGUUGAAUUGAUAUUUGAAUAAAACAGUUGUGCCCUUCCUUUUUCAACCCAAGUUAAGUAGGAAAAACCAAGAGUCUAUGAAGCCUUCCGACCCAUAAAACCAUUACCCUACCAGUGUCCUUUUAGCUGCUGAACUACUCUUCUAGGGCUCAUGUACGCAAAACCAUUACUAAAGCAUGUAGCAUUUCCUAUAUAGUGCCUGGAGCUUGAAUCUAAUUAGCAUUGCAGAGUCUGGCUUUCGCCGUUUCCUCUCAGGGUUACAUGUGUGACUCAGUUUUCCAGAUGAAUCACAGGGCAUUGUGUGUAGAAAUCUUGAUCCAUUUCCUAUCUUUCCCUGUUGGUUAAAUGGUAAGGUUGAAAUAUGCCCCAUUUGAAUUGUUUUUGGAAAACUGAACAAAUUUGUAACCCGUACGAAAAUCUAAGUCAGCAGAAUGUAUUUUUCUUAAAAAGCACUCACUGAAAUUGCCCUCAGGAUGAAAUGAAGCCCAGAUAUGCAGUUCGUGACUUAACGUAUCGGUUCUCUGUAUGUCUGCCUGUGUCUCCGUAUGUCUGUAUGUGUAUGGCUCUCUGGAUAUCAUUGAGUAAGUAAGCUAAAACAGAUGACACUUUGACAUCUUUAUGAUAAAUCUUAAAUGUUAACACACAUUUCAAAUCCAUCCUUAUACCACUAGAAAAUAUCUAGCGAUAUAAGUUUCUUAAUUUCAGAUUUAACUUCAUCAUUCUAGCCUCUUAAAGAGAUUUAAUGCAUUUUAAUUAUUUUCAUAUUUCAUAGAAAUGGAAGUCAGUGUUUGCUGCAAACUGAAUGCUCAUGCUACCUGAAAUAAUACUAUGGAGUGCAGGACAGUGUUGAUUCUUAAGUAGAUUGACUAUAAUCUCAUGAUAAGUAUAUAUUAUAUGUGCAUGAAAAAACACAUUCAGUAAUAGUCUCUGUUUAAAAGCUAUCACGGUAUACAUUUUCCAAUGUGGUGCUUGAGGAGUUUCAUUCUACAGUUUACAAGGUGUAGGUUUGCACCCCAAAUUCUCAGGGUAUGCUGUUUUACCCAAAUACUUGAAAGAAAAAGGUGCCCUGUAUUUUAUCAGUACUGUUGAGGGGAAAAAUUAUGUGUAGGUUUGUUUUACAAAACUACUUAUAAAAAUCAACUUCACAAAUUGUGUUAGACUUUUACAUAAUUCCUAAGGAAGUAUACAUAUAGAUAUGAUACAUAUUUUCAAGAGACUGUUUCUAUAUUCUUAACUAACUUCUGGGUCCUAAGUAGGCCUCACAGGUGCAUAAAAUCAUUAAUAAAGCAUGUAGCAUUUGCUAAAUCGUACCUUGAGCUUGAAUCUAAUUGGAAUUGCAGACUCUGGUCCUUGGGGGGAAAAAAGGUGUCCGUCUGUGUCACAUGUCAUUACAAGGCCCAGGGGAGGAUUCUGAAAAUUGGACUCAUUUGUAUGCCCCUUGUCUCAGAAGAGAACUAAAUGUUCACAGUAGCAUUUGUAAGCUGUUAACAUUCUUGUUUUAUGUUGCAGCUAGAGCAUAUUAUUAGUUAUUUUCCUAUUUGAUUCAUAAUGGUGCAGAAUAAAACAUACACACACACACACACACACACAACACGUCGAAUUUGAUUUCUUUUUUAAAGUUUCCUACUUGCUUUUUAUAAGCUGGUAUUAAUGGCAAAAAGUGCUAUCCAGGCCUCCCUGAAAUUACUUAUCAUCCCUGUAUCUUUUUCUAGCAGGUGGUCCUUUCUUUUUCUCCCCCUUUGAAGAUGUAGGUUUCUAUAUUUACAUUGAAGUCAUCUUAUUGUACAGUAAAGACAGUGAUGGUUGAAGAGAAUGUGAAGACUGAGGAAGUUAGGUCCCAAACAGAGGAGAGUAAAUUGUGUGGUAAAUGGAGAAAGACAUUGGAUAACGCUGAAUUAUACCCCUGACUAUGAAAAAAGCCAGUGGGAAAUGGAAAGAACAUGAACAUUUAAACUGCUCUCAAGAUAGAAAUCUUGGUGGAAGAGUUCCUACUUGAGGUCUGAUGUGAUUCAAUUAUGGAAUGCAGUGAGCAUGGCCACUGUGACUGUGAAUCCAGCCCAAAAGCUCUGAGAAUUACUUUGUCAGUGGAUUGCAUGUGGAGAAAACUACUUAGACAAGGACUCUGUGAGACUGACUAGCUUACUUACCUUUAAUUGCCAGCAUUUGUGAUUGUGCGAUCUUGUGUAAUGGUCUUUUAUUUUGACUCUUUUUGAAAAAAAAAAAAUGUGUUGUUGUUGUUCUUUUUCCAGUAAAAGUAAAUGCAA
This is a messenger RNA of Orcinus orca (killer whale), 10206 nucleotides long. RefSeq names its product chromosome 4 C4orf54 homolog (gene C4H4orf54). The transcript is spliced from 2 exons. Bases 1 to 5328 code for a protein of 1775 amino acids. NCBI's taxonomy places the organism in Eukaryota, Metazoa, Chordata, Mammalia, Artiodactyla, Delphinidae. The record is from RefSeq and is a predicted model, not a curated record.